AAGGAGGAAAAGGGGGGAAAUCUGCUUUGAAGUCACCAGGUUAUAAAGGAAAGGAUGAUAACUCAGCUAAGUUGAAGGGAAGGAAAGUUCAGUUUGAUUCAGAAGAUCUGUAUGACGACAAAUUUGACACAAAUGGAAAUGGGAAGUCUAAUGGGAAGGAUGAUACUUCUUUUGCUAAAGGUAUGGCCGUAUAACUACUUUUCUUUAUCUUCUCAUGUUUCUAUAAAAUUCUAUUGCUUAUAUUCUAGAAGCAAUAGUCCUUUGCUAUUUUUUACCUAUGCAAAUUUCUUCUUUCUUAUGCAUGAAUUGAUAUUCUUGGGCAAAGGGGGAAAGGGAGACAAGGGAGGCAAAGCUGGUAAAGGAUCUGCAAAGAAGGAACCUCCUCCGCUUUUGCUCAAGGUUGAACAAGAGCUUCCUGAGAAUGCCAAGUGUUUGAUGGACUGUGAAGCUGCACAAAUCUUACAAGGAAUCCAAGAACAUAUGGUGCUACUGUCCAAGGAUCCAACAAUUAAGAUCCCUAGUUCAUUUGACAGGGCACUGCAGUAUGCCAACAGAGGCAAUCAUUACACCAACCCUCACUCUGCUAGACAAGUAUUGGAAUCUCUCAAGGAUCAAGGUCUUUCGGAUGGCGAGAUGUGUGUCAUUGCAAAUACUGCAAUUGAAUCGGUUGGUGAAGCUUUCGGCCUCAUGCCAUCAUUAAAGGCCAAGAAAAGCAAGGUAAAAGAACCAUUGAGAAGUGCGUUGACUGAGCUGGAGAAGCUAAAAAAUGUUACAGAAAGCAACAAAAAGGCUAUAGUGCUUGAUUGAAAGAACAGGGUAUGCUGAUGUUAGGAGAUAGAAGAUGUAGAAGUGGCACCAUUCUUAGGGGAAAAUGCUGAUGCUUGUUUUCUGGCUUUUAUUGUAUAGAUGCAAAUAUUUGUUGGUUAACCUGACAUGUACCCUUUGGCUGCUAAAAUCAUUUUCUUACCUUUUGUGUUUGACAUAACAAUGUAGCAAGUAAUUGAAUAACAUGCGUUCCACAUUCUCUCU
Messenger RNA from Cynara cardunculus var. scolymus (artichoke), 1029 nucleotides. RefSeq names its product DNA-directed RNA polymerases IV and V subunit 4-like. The record is from RefSeq and is a predicted model, not a curated record. Gene Ontology annotation, biological process: DNA-templated transcription initiation. Gene Ontology annotation, cellular component: RNA polymerase complex. Lineage: Eukaryota; Viridiplantae; Streptophyta; Magnoliopsida; Asterales; Asteraceae. Bases 112 to 807 code for a protein of 231 amino acids. The transcript is spliced from 9 exons. Gene Ontology annotation, molecular function: nucleotide binding.